Sinocyclocheilus anshuiensis is the source of this 1498-nucleotide messenger RNA. Its product is annotated as succinate dehydrogenase [ubiquinone] cytochrome b small subunit B, mitochondrial. Lineage: Eukaryota; Metazoa; Chordata; Actinopteri; Cypriniformes; Cyprinidae. The transcript has 4 exons. Gene Ontology annotation, biological process: tricarboxylic acid cycle; mitochondrial electron transport, succinate to ubiquinone. The coding region runs from base 45 to 521 and encodes 158 amino acids. Gene Ontology annotation, molecular function: ubiquinone binding; heme binding. Gene Ontology annotation, cellular component: respiratory chain complex II (succinate dehydrogenase); mitochondrial envelope; membrane. The record is from RefSeq and is a predicted model, not a curated record.
UACAUCCGGGUGAUUCCAGUGACCUUGGGUUGGUUGUGAGAAUCAUGGCGGCUCUUGUCAGGAUAAGUUCUGUUUGCCACAGAGGUGUCAGCCCUCUGUUAUUUCGCUCUUCCUCCCUCAUCAGACCUUUGGCCGUACAGAAGAAGGAUCGUGAUUGUCCAUACUCGAUAUCAGCAAAGAUCCAUGCAACUCCAUCCAACUAUGCGGGCUCUGGGUCCAAAGCCGCUUCUCUGCACUGGACAGGAGAGCGGAUCCUGAGCAUAGUUCUUCUGGGUUUGGCACCCGUUGCAUACUAUUACCCCGGCCCUGCUGUUGACUACACUUUAGCAGCUGCACUUACUCUACAUGGUCACUGGGGUCUUGGCCAGGUUUUGACAGAUUACGUUCACGGAGACUUUAAAAUCAAGAUGGCUAAUGCUGGCCUCUUCCUUCUGUCGACCGUCACCUUCGCUGGCCUGUGCUACUUCAACUACCAUGACGUGGGGAUUUGUAAAGCUGUGGCCCUCUUGUGGAGUAAAUAACUGGACUGAGAUGGAGGAUGGGAUCGCUUUCGGCAUCAGCGUUCCAGUUUAUUGUAUACAGUGACAUUAUAUGUCAAUUCUAUAAAUAUAUAAUUUUUGACAACAUUGUGUCGAUUUGCAAGCGUUUUUAAUUGUUAAAUGUUGUCAGUUUGUUCAGAACAUGCUUAGCUUCUGCUUAAGAUGGAAACCUCUGCAUGUCAUCCACUCUCUUGUCUGGUAAAUCAAGUGUUUCUGAUGCAGCAAAAGGAACUAAUUGUUGUGGCUACAACUUACAAGAUGCUGGUCACUGUAUUUGAACUUGAAAAAUCAAUACGCUAAAAUUUUUACAGGAAAAUUAUCAGGUAAUAAAUGUUUUGACCGUAUUUAUUGCAUAAUGUCUUUUUGUCAGCCAUUGUGUUAAAACAAUAUCUUGACUUAAGUUGGUUGUGUCAUAUGCAGAAUUAACUGUACACAGGUAUUUGAACAUGCACCUUGAUAGUCCUCCAUUAAUGACCACAACGUCUGGAGAAUUCAAGUCACAUUGACAGUAAAUUGGCUUUACACUUUGCAUGGCUAUAUUUCUGCUCAAGUAAGUAAUUGUUUAUGAAAGGCAAUUUGUAAUUGGAUGUGCUUUGCAUUUAAAGCAAUUUAUUUACGUCUUUCAUUUUAAAUUACUUGUAUUUAAAACAGGUAUAUCCCAGCUUGUGUGUGUAAUGAUGUAAAUUGAAUCUAAAUGACAAAAUAUGAGUUGUGGAUCUAAGGGUUUCUAGAGAUAUUUUUCCUGAAUGACUUUGAUCGGAAUACAUUUUAGACAGAUUUUGAAAGUCCUGUUAUCAUGAUCUUAUACAUGUCUGAAAAUGACAUGAUAGAGUCUGGUUGCACUUUUGUCUGUUUAAAGUGCUAUGGAGAUUUGUGUAAUCUGUAUGAUUAGAUUUCUAUGCAGAUUGAAGCUUUGGGUUCAAUUAUGCACUUAAGAAUAAAGGCUUUUUUUUUUUGGA